Rhodotorula graminis WP1 is the source of this 2332-nucleotide messenger RNA. RefSeq lists its product as uncharacterized. The coding region runs from base 1 to 2274 and encodes 757 amino acids. NCBI's taxonomy places the organism in Eukaryota, Fungi, Basidiomycota, Microbotryomycetes, Sporidiobolales, Sporidiobolaceae. The record is from RefSeq and is a predicted model, not a curated record. The transcript is spliced from 5 exons.
AUGGCCGCUCUGCCCCGCACGACCUCGGCCGCACGCCACAUGGUCGACGAGGACCAGCCCGCUCUCGUACCGCCCGCCGCACCUGUGCACCGCUCCCAGGUGGGGGACCGUGAUGCCGCCCAACUCGGCUCGACCAAGCGCAGGAGGACCACCGCCGCCGCUGCGAGCUCUACUGGGCACACCUCUGGCCAAGCUCCCCCGACCCCGCCCUCGUCCGCCUCGCGCCGCCGCCCAGCCUCAACCCUCGCCGCCAACAGCACCUCGAGCAGCACCCGCUCCCCCUCGUCGCCCAAGCUCCUCGUCAAGCUCGACGGCCGCGUGUACCGCCCGCCGUCGCCGGGCGACCCGCGCACAAAGCUCGAGUUCGAGGCCGACUUGCUCCUCGGUGGGCCGACAGAGACGGUCGAGGACCUCGAGGUGGCGCGACGCGAGCGCCGCAGGAGGGAGGUCGAGGACGAGAUGAAGCGCGAGGCGGCUCUGGCGAGCCCGAGGGCGCGACGGCCGCCGACGACGACGGGCGCGAGCAGGCUGUUGACGUUCGACAGCGACGACGAGCGCGACACGCUCAAGGUGGUCGGGCCGUCGAGGACGCCGACUCGGGCUCGGCCGCACGACCACCGCCGCGCCGUGACGCCGCCGCCUCGACCUGCCUUUCCCCUCGGCCCUGCCUCGCCCACGCCGUCCUCCUCCGCGACGGCAACCCUCGGCUACCCGUUCGCCCUGCACACGUCGCCUCGGCGCGCCGGCGCCGGCCCCCAAUCACCACCGCUCCCACCGCCUCUCGCCGCCCUCCUCGCCCUCCACAACGCCGUCGAGCGCGCCCUCAUCCUCCACCUCUCGACCUCGGGCUCGGGCGCGUCCCUCGCGUCGACCCUGUCGGACCUCGACCCCGACUCGGGCUCGGGCUCGGGCACGGGCUCGGGCACGGCCCACGUCCGCAUGCCCAACCUCGUCGACCUCUCGACCCUCGGCCGCAUGCUCGAGAGCAACGGUCGCCGCUGCGGCGAGGACGAGCUGCGCCGACUCGUGUGGGCCUGGCAGGGCGCGAACGACGACCCUGCGUCGCCCCCUCGGCGCGCCAACAACGGCGGCGGCCUAGGCGGCGGCCUCGGCGACGACGAGGUCGGCGGCAUGGGCUUCAUCGUGUCGCGCGCGCGCACGGCCGUCGUCGCCGCGCCCGGGCGCGUCGCCUACACGUAUGGCCUCGGCAUCAGCGUCGCCGUGCGGUCCAACCCGCAGCUCCCCAAGUUUGAGCUCGUGAGCCCCGGCCGGCCCGGGCACGCAGCCGCCGCCGCCGCCGCCGCCGCUGCCGCGCCGCCGAGCCCGAGCAGCGUCGGAAAGGGGCGCGAGGGCAUGAGCAUUGUCGCGCUGUGGACGCAGGGCAAGGAGGCGCGCCGGGUCGAGCUCGAGGGGCGGCUGAGGAGGUGGAGCGAGAGGAGCAGGGCGGGCGGCGUCAAGCGUGAGGAGGACGAGCUCACCGUCGACGACGACGACCUGCACUUUACCGCCUCGACGUCGAGCACGACGGCGGGCAUCCCGCUCGCCGCCCUCCCGCUCCUCGCCCCGGCCGUGAGCGCCAUCCCUUCGACCUCGACCCCCUCGCCGACCAAGCGCGCCGGCGCUGCCGCCCCGCGCUCGUUCCUCGAGGGUGGCGGCGGCGGCGGCGGCAGCAGCGCAGCGGACCUCCCCGUCGCGAGCCCGCGCGAAUUUGUCGGCGCGCUCCUCAAGGGCAAGCCGGUGAGGACCAAGGCGGGCACGGCGGCGGACCGAGCGGCGGCACGGCGCGAGCGGAUCGAGGCCAAGCAGAGAGCACAGCAGCAGUCGGCGUACCACGGCUCGUUCUCGGCCCUCGCGUCGGGCGAGUCGUCGCCCUCGAAGCGUUCGCUCAAACGCCACGCCGACGACUCGGCCUCGACGUCGACCCUCGACGACGACGCGACCGUGCCGCUCACCGCGUUCGAGCAGCACAAGCGCAACGCGAUGCUGAGCCGCCUCGGGUCGGUCGCCGACGUCGUGGCCAUGCGCUGCGCCGGGCGCCCGACGCCCCUCGAGGAGGUGUGCACCGCCGUCGCCAACAGCCCGCUCCUCAAUAUCGGCUUCGACGAAGCCUCGCAAGCCGUGUCCUUCCUCGCGUCCCACUUUCCCAACUUUGUCUACCUCAAGCUCGUCGGGCAGGAGCGGUGGGUGUACCUUCGCGGCGUGCAGAAGGCGGUCGAGGUCAAGGAGCGCGUCCGGGACGAGCUCGCGAGGGCGCAGGAGGCCAUGAGGGCUUGAGCGCUUCUCUUCUUGCUGUAGACACAGGGCGAGCAUGUCACUUUAUCGUCGUCCGAGC